Hyposmocoma kahamanoa is the source of this 1410-nucleotide messenger RNA. Its product is annotated as BSD domain-containing protein 1-like. The record is from RefSeq and is a predicted model, not a curated record. NCBI's taxonomy places the organism in Eukaryota, Metazoa, Arthropoda, Insecta, Lepidoptera, Cosmopterigidae. Gene Ontology annotation, cellular component: cytoplasm. The transcript is spliced from 10 exons. Bases 90 to 1226 code for a protein of 378 amino acids.
ACAAAAAAAAGAUUUAUUUCCUUACAAUAAUUUAUGUGCAGGAUUCCAUGUGCUCCUCUUAUAUCUAGAUUCAGCAGAGAAUCGACGCGAUGGCCGAGAAAUCCGCUGAAGCGAGCCCCAGCGUAGCCUCCACUCUGUCUUUCGAGAGCAGUUCCGGCAACUGGUGGGACUCAUGGCUAUCUUCGGCUAAGAAUAAGUCGGCGGAAGUAUAUUCGAUGGUGAAGAAAGACUUGGACGAAAUCGGCACCGCGGUCAAGAGUGAGGCGAGUCAUGUCUUUAGCACCACCUCCAAUGUCAUGUCAAAGACGUUCAAGUUGGAUGUGCCAGAAUCGCCCGCGAAUGUUAUGAAGAAAAGCAUUACCAGUUUUAUUGGUCAAGUGAGCACAGUCCUGAGUCCAGAACCGGACGACGAGGACGACACCGAAGUCAUCCUUUCUUCCGGUGAUACCACCAUGCUGUCCACGUACAAGAAAGAAUUAGAAGCCCUCCAGCGCGUAGACGCAACAUUCAUAGUGCCAGCAUACAGUCCUGAGUUCGAAGCGUGGCGUGCUAGUCUGGAACUUUCAGACGCUAGUGUGAUUACGCCCAGUGCAGCCGUAAGACGCCUCGAUACAAGUCCUGUCCUCAAAUCGCAGUACGACAAACUAGUGCCCGACGCUGUGUCCCAUGAUGACUUCUGGGAACGGUACCUAUUUCGCGUAGCUCUCCUACAAGACCGGUUGGCGGCUGCCGCGCGCCGACAACCCGUCUCGCAGCCCUCCACCGACCCGGUGAUGGCCCAUCUGCCGCUGCAGUCAGAACAGAUUGAGAGCCCGAAGAAAACGCCUGUGGUAGACAAAGAGCGUGAUGAAAUCAUGCAUAUUUACGAAAAAGUCGUUGAAGAGGUUGACACCGUUGCCUGGGAAGACGAAGACUUCGCAAAUGACUUAGAAUUAACAGAAGAACAACAAACCCUCCUUCUAGAAGAAUACGAACAAGAAAUUGCUAGCAAGAAAACGAAACAGCGUGACGUCACGAACAAUAACGCACAGAACAGAGAGAAGGAAAACAAAAACAAAAAUGUAAAAAAUAACACAGACAAAAAAUCGCCCAAGAAAACUGAUGUGUGUGGCAAUAACCUCGUAGAAGAUUAUUUUGGGGACGAAAAAGUUAAAGACGACGCUAGUGCUAAUUCAGACGAAAGUUGGGAAAAAGAAUUUGAAAUCGAAGACGUGGAGAAAGCCUGAUCCGUUAGGUGAUGUACAGGGGACUGACCGUGAUCUGUAAAGUUUGUAUGGUUCGAUAGGCCAAGAAACUGAUGGAAACAGUACAGGGUGUUCAGAAAAAAAUAAUAAGUUUAUUUGAUCGACUCUCGCAAAUUAUGUCUCUAUAAAAUAACCUGCUAUAAAAUACAAAAAAAAAUUGAACUUU